Molecule: messenger RNA, 1126 nt
Organism: Aphanomyces astaci
Lineage: Eukaryota; Oomycota; Saprolegniomycetes; Saprolegniales; Verrucalvaceae
Exons: 1
Coding region: 133-1086 (317 amino acids)
Source: RefSeq, a predicted model, not a curated record
ACGAGUGGUGGGCGGGUACAGUAAUGGACCCAUGGCGCAAGUGUCGGAAGGAUCGCAUGCGGGGUAUCACUUCGAAGAGUUCUAUCCGGAAGAAGAUGGUGUGGUGUUUGGUGCGAGUUGUCACUUGACAACAUGAAGCGGGCCAUCGAAGGGAAUCACUUGAACGUCCAAGACGGCAAGCGCCGCCUACGCAGUAAUGGUUGGAUGUUCACGAGUGCCGAAGUUCACCUCGCGGCGAUCCAAGAUGAGCACCCUCGAGUUACAAGUACCCCUCGACCUGCGCUGACACGCCCGCUUGUCCAGCAUGCUGCCAACAACCCCCAGAUGGUCGCAGCGUCUUUGAUCGGAGCAUCACUCGCCCCUUCUCCCUCGAAUCUUCCGGUGAAGAAAGCCUCGCGGUCAGGGCUGAUCAACCAAGUCAUGCAAUCUCGGAAAGCCAAAGUUGCCUCAAAGCGUGCCGACACGUCCAAACACUCCGCGUCUCAAACACCAGCUUCACCCGUCGCCGUUGGAGUGCGUCGUCCUCGUGCAAGUUCCCCGCGCUCGUUGCCCCUACUCCUUCCAUCGCCAGUCACAGCUAGUGGCAAGACACCUCCCACGACAUCGCCUUUCUAUGGGUUUACGUCUCCUCGCCAUGUAUCCGGCAGUAUCGCCGCGGAUGUGGACCUACUCCUUAACAGCACACCCAUCGUGUAUGCUUUUUCCAGUCCUCGCCACGCUACGCCGCCUUUUGUGACGAAUGUGUCGAUUCACUGUCAAUCCCGAUCUUCACCUUGCUAUACCCCACCGCCGUCGUCCCCACUUCGUCCCAUCUCCGCAGACUCGUCCGUGCUGCCUUACCCACUCACGUGGACACCGGAACCUUCGCCCAUCGCCUAUCGAGGCACGCUGUCGCCGUCAGUGCAGCCCCUGUUUUCGCGCCUGUCCACCCAGGAUGGUCAAGUUAAUCAGCGAAGAAUGGCCAUUGCGUUCCGUCAAAUCACCACUCCUUCCCCGUCGAAGAAGCGGAAACUGUCGCAUCGUGCGGCGGCGUUGCAGCACAGGCCGCCUCGUCCGACCACGCGCUCGUCGUUACGCCUGUUGUAGUAUUCACUUGCGUUCAUUAAAGUCUAUUUUGUUCCCCCGA